AUGGCACAUUUACGCAGACCGUCUAUAGAUUCGUCUGUAUCCCAUGAAUCUUUCGCUGCUCGUAUAGGCGGCAAGUUCAGGGACGCAAUCACACCAAACAUUUCCCAUGACGAUCAGGACGACAGCAGCGAUAAGCGAGGCAGGUCGUUCUUUUCCAGGGGCAGAGAUAAUAGAUCAGAAUCACGUGGCAGAGACCCCAUAGUCUCCACUGGCAGAGGCGGUGCAGGAAACCUCAGAGCAAGCUCAAAGACGAGAGCUGCUUAUGAGAGCGAUGCCCAAGAUGAACGCAGGGGGCGUAGCUCACAUGCGACACCACCAAAAGCAGUACAUGCGGGUAGAGGUGGCGUAGGAAACGUACGCUCGCCAUCUAGGGAUCCUAAAGACAUCCGUAAUCAGCAAGCUGAGCAUCAACUCGAGGCGAAACUCCAGCGUGAGGCGCAAGAGAAGGCUGAGCGUGAUGGCGUGAUACCAACUGGUCGUGGGGGUGCGGGUAAUAUCCGACACAACGAACAUUCCCAAUCACGUUCCAGGUCACGCUCAAGAACGAGGGAUCUCCUUCAGCGCGCUACAUCAAGAGACAGGUCAUCUUCUAGGGACACACAAGCAAUCUAUAACAAUAGUACUAACAAUAGUGUCGCCCAUGACGUCCAUGAUCCAGAUACUUCCUUGGCGGCUGUACGCGAGUAG
Molecule: messenger RNA, 687 nt
Organism: Wallemia mellicola CBS 633.66
Lineage: Eukaryota; Fungi; Basidiomycota; Wallemiomycetes; Wallemiales; Wallemiaceae
Exons: 4
Coding region: 1-687 (228 amino acids)
Source: RefSeq, a predicted model, not a curated record